CACGUAUGUUCAGUGUUACUAGUGUAAUUACCCGUUUUAUAGGGAACUUUUUGUAGAACAGCUGUCUUAAAUGGCAAGUAGUGUAAGAAUUAUGGUUGAAAAUUGUUAAGAAUUCAAAACUGCAUUUAGUAACAAAUUCCAGCAGGACGGACGAUGUUUGGUUUAUUGACAUAAUAAUUAAAUAAAAAAUGUCUUAUGCUUUAAUCAAAAUGUCAUAUUGACUUAUCGGGUAAUUUUAACACUACUACAAAAGCACCAUUUUUUUGUUUUUAUUUUGAUUCGAUUGAUAUUCGAACGCGGAAGUGGUUUCGUGUAUUGACGCUCGCAUUGCGAAACAUGUCCAAUUGUUAUUUUAGAAAUAUAUAAACAUGUCUAAAUUAUGGUGAAUUACUCGCCGUCCCCGUAGUAAGAAAAGGAAACCUUAAAUAUGGCCUCGCGAGGAGACAAAGGGAAUGGAAAUGGCGAGGAGCAGAUCGUAGAGACUUUAGCGGAGGUGUUCCGCUGCUUCAUCUGUAUGGAGAAGCUGGUGGACGCACACCUCUGUCCUCAUUGCUCGAAGCUGUGUUGCUACGCUUGCGUGCGGCGAUGGCUGACGGAGCAGCGGUCGCAAUGUCCCCACUGUCGAGCAGCGCUGCACCUUCAUGAACUAGUCAACUGCCGCUGGGUCGAGGAGGUCACGCAGCAGAUCGAGACGAUGCAGCAGAGCAACUCCGCUAGUCAGAGGGAGAGCUUCAGGGAUAGGUGCCCGACACACCAGGAGAAGUUGACGGUGUACUGCUGGACAUGUCGACGUUGCAUCUGCCAUCAGUGUGCACUGUGGGGCGGCACUCACUCGGGCCAUACAUUCAAACCGCUGGAGGAGGUGUAUGAGCAGCAUGUCACCCAGAUCCGUGAUGAAGUGUCCCAGUUAAGACGCAGACUAAUGGAAUUGAUUAGUCUGGUGCAGGAUGUGGAACGCAAUGUUGAAUCGGUGCGUGCUGCCAAAGACGAGCGUGUCCGUGAGAUUCGGAACGCAGUAGAGCUGAUGAUAUCGCGCCUCGACUCCGCGCUUAAAGCCAAACUCCUGACCCUCAUGGGCCAGAAGAACAGCCUGACUCAAGAGACGGAGCAACUUGAACAUCUACUGCAAGAAAUUGAACAUCAACUGCAUUCUAGCACUAGAUCAGAACUAAUAGCUAAGAGUGGUGAACUAUCGAAGAUGAUUCACCAAGUUCGCAAAAAGCCAAUGGCGAGCUUCGUGACUGCUCCCGUACCGGCCGAUUUUCAUAGUGAAAUCGUGCCGAGCUACGACAGCAGCACGUUCCCGCUGACGAACUUCACGCAGCUGCAGCACGCGGCGGCGCCCGUGUACUCGGCGCCGCUGCACGUCAACGGGCUGUGCUGGCGCCUCAAGGUGUACCCCGACGGCAACGGCGUCGUGCGCGGGAACUACCUGUCCGUCUUCCUCGAGCUCAGCGCCGGCCUGCCCGAGACCUCCAAAUACGAGUACCGCGUGGAGAUGCUGCACCAGGUCUCCCGCGACCCCUCCAAGAACAUUGUCCGGGAGUUCGCCUCCGACUUCGAGGUGGGCGAGUGUUGGGGCUACAACAGGUUCUUUAGGCUCGACCUGCUCGCCAGCGAGGGAUACCUCGACCCAGAUACUGAUACUCUUAUACUAAGAUUCCAAGUGCGCCCGCCGACUUUCUACCAGCGAUGUCGCGACCAGCAGUGGUACAUCAACCAGUUGAUCACUAUGCAGAACCAGCACAUCUUGCAAAUUAAUGAUCUCAAGGAGCGUCUAUCACUAGAGAUGUCCCGCAACUCGAUAGCGGCGACUCGCUCGGGACAGAACAGUUCCAGCACUUCGCAGUCCAAUGCCGGCAGCAACGACACAGACAACCCGUCUCAGAACAACCCCGUCGAUGGAAACAGUCUCAGUGAUUCUAUAGUGUUCGGUAACCAGUGGAAGUUCAGCGCACCGCAUAACAUCAUGAGUGGACAGAGGCUUACGAGUCCGGGCUGUGCUGGCUUGUACGCAGGUCUGCUGAACACGGGCAUGUUCGUGGAGGAGUCGCGCAACAACGACGUGUCGAGCGCGGCGGCGGGCGCCUUCGGCUACGGGGACUACCCGCCGCUAGAGCGGCGUCUGCAGCCGCACCAGCCUCACGCCACACACGCGCUCGACGCCGGGUACAACCUGCCCUCCACCUCGCGGUCAGCGAACUCGCUACACGUGAGCGGCGCCGACAAUAUGGCGCUGGUGAGCCUGCACACGCUGCUGAGCGCCGCCAACGCGCCCAGCCGCGUGCCCAGCAAGCUGGCCAACAAGCGCCAGGCCGAGCCGCGCGCGGACAAACACCAUGUACCUGCUAAGGAUUCCGCACUCACUGCCGUAUCAAGCACGCCAAUGACCGAAGCCAACGCGACGGUGACUAGCGUCGUGUUGUGUUCCUCGAUCUCGUCUCCCGAGCUGAACGCGGGCCCCAAGCUGGAGACUGCGGAGCCCGCGCCGCAGCACCCCUUCCACGCCGCGUCCGAGAGCAGCAGUGAUACCGGGGAUUUGAUGUUUAGUGAACUUGAAGUGUUUGCCGAUGAGAAUAGUCCAAACCAUAAUGAUGAGAAUUCUAACGAAGAGAAUGAUGUUGAUGAUGAAACUAUGUCAGGGGAGAACGACAUAGAGUCUGCGAGCGGGGGCGGGUCUGGCGCGGACAUCCUGCGGCGGCUGGUGUGCGCGGUGGCGUCGCGCGGCGUCACGCCCGCCGGCACGGACGGGUCCACGCCCGCGCACGCGCCCGCCAGGCACGACUACGACCCCCAGCUGUCCACUGCCGCACACACGGACAUGUUGCUGCUCAACCUCAUGCGUAUGAAUGGACUUACGCCCAAGCAUUCCACGUCUAGUCGUCACGGCGGUAAGCGUCAGUGGAGCAGCAGCGCGGCCCCGGAGCAGACGGCUCACCGCCGGCCCCCGGGCAGCGGGCGCGCGCCGCGCCGCGCC
Molecule: messenger RNA, 2977 nt
Organism: Trichoplusia ni (cabbage looper)
Lineage: Eukaryota; Metazoa; Arthropoda; Insecta; Lepidoptera; Noctuidae
Product: E3 ubiquitin-protein ligase TRIM37-like
Exons: 15
Biological process (GO): negative regulation of centriole replication; protein autoubiquitination
Cellular component (GO): peroxisome; aggresome
Molecular function (GO): zinc ion binding; ubiquitin protein ligase activity; tumor necrosis factor receptor binding
Source: RefSeq, a predicted model, not a curated record